Messenger RNA from Brassica oleracea var. oleracea, 2833 nucleotides. RefSeq names its product pathogenesis-related homeodomain protein-like. NCBI's taxonomy places the organism in Eukaryota, Viridiplantae, Streptophyta, Magnoliopsida, Brassicales, Brassicaceae. Gene Ontology annotation, molecular function: DNA binding; chromatin binding. Bases 233 to 2680 code for a protein of 815 amino acids. The record is from RefSeq and is a predicted model, not a curated record. Gene Ontology annotation, biological process: chromatin organization; regulation of DNA-templated transcription. The transcript has 11 exons. Gene Ontology annotation, cellular component: nucleus.
CACCUAGAGAGCGGAGAGUGACGUAAAGGCAACGGGUGAAAGGCCCCCCCUCUUAAGUCGCCGCCGGUGACUCCAAACCGUCAUAAAGCAAAAGUAUCUCAGAAUCUCCCAUUACCAUUUACAUAAAGAUCUUCACUUUUUGGCUUCAACUCUCUCAUCUCUUUACUCUCUUCCAGGGUAAGACCUUCUAGGAAAUGAUCUUCUAAGAGAGAUAUAAGUUGGGGAACUCGAUAUGGAGGGGAAAUCCAAGAAAGUAACAGAAAAGGCUUGUGUUUCGGUUGAGAGAGUUGAGUCUACUUUACUCUCAUCUCUUGUGAAGAAGAAAGGCAAAGAAACAACGAGUAAAAGAAAGUAUAAUAAGCGCAAAACCGAGGAAGAGAUAUGUUCUCGAGGAUUGGAAGAAGAGGAGGAUGAGGGUAAGAAAAGGAGGAGGAGGAAAAGCAAGAUACAGCAAAAGAGUAAUAAGGUUGAGGAGGUAGAUGAAGCUUUACGGCUUCAGAGGCGAACAAGGUAUCUGCUUAUUAAGAUGAAGAUGCAGCAGAAUCUCAUCGAUGCUUACGCAGCCGAAGGUUGGAAAGGUCAGAGCCGGGAAAAGAUAAGACCAGACAAGGAGCUGGAGAGAGCAAGGAAACAUAUCUUAGACUGCAAGCUUGGACUACGAGACGCCAUUCGUCAGCUGGAUCUUCUUAGCUCGGUGGGAAGGAUGGAGGAGAAAGUGAUGGCUCCAGAUGGUUCUAUUCAUCAUGACCAUAUAUUUUGUGCGGAAUGCAAUUCUAGAGAAGCUUCUGUGGACAAUGAUAUAAUACUUUGCGAUGGAACGUGUAACCGCGCUUUUCACCAGAAGUGCCUUGACCCUCCUUUGGAAACAGAAAGCAUACCUCCUGGAGAUCAAGGCUGGUUUUGCAAAAUUUGUGAUUGCAAAAUAGAAAUCAUCGACACCAUGAAUGCACAAAUAGGGACUCAGUACCCUGUGGACAGCAACUGGCAGGAUAUCUUCAACGAAGAAGCUAAUCUUCCUGUUGGAUCUGAAGCUACACUCAACAAAGAAGCGGAUUGGCCUUCGGAUGACUCUGAGGAUGGCGACUAUGACCCUGAAAUGAAGGAAAGAAGCAACAGCAGAAGCGAUAGUGGUGGUGGUGGGGGUGAUAAUGAUGGAGGAAGCAGUUCGACUAGUGUGAGUUUAGCUUCUGAUGGUGUAGCUCUCUCAACAGGAUCAUGGGAAGGUCAUGAAUUUGGGAAUGCGGUGGAAUCAGGGGAGGCACGUCAUGAAGAAACUGUACAUGGGCCAAGACAGCGGAAGACUGUUGACUAUACAAAACUAUACCAUGAAAUGUUUGGGAAGGAUGCUGUGUUGCAAGAGCAAGGUAGUGAAGACGAAGACUGGGGUCCAAGUGACAGAAGGAAGAGAAGAAAGGAAUCUGAUGCAGCGAGCACAGUUGUAACUAUGUGUGAAAAUAGUAAGAAAGAUGAAGAUGUUGUUGAAGAAGUGCAGGAACAGAGUGAGAGAGAUCCUGUUUCUGUUGGAGGUAAAGGAGGGAGACGGCCAAUUUUCAGAAUCCCAAGAGCUGCAGUUGAGAAGCUACGUCAAGUGUUUGCAGAGAAUGAGCUUCCUUCAAAAUCUGUGAGGGAUAGUCUUUCAAAAGAGUUGAGUCUUGAUCCAGGGAAGGUGAGCAAAUGGUUCAAAAACACACGGUACAUGGCAUUGAGGAAUAGGAAGGCGGAGAGUGUGAAACAACCUGAGGACUCGAAGGUGUUGUUGUCUGGAGAUUCUGGACCAGAAGCAGUCAUGGAGAAAAACACAGAAGCAGAUGAGAGUCAUGAUAACAUGGAGGAGAUUGUCAUGGAGAAAACCACAGAAACAAAUGAAAUUCAAGAAACGGAUGACGAGACUGUCAUGGAGACUAACACAGACACAAAUCAAAUUCAAGAAACUAUGGAGGAGACUGUCAUGGAGAAGAACACAGAAUCGAAUGUAAUUCAAGAGACCAUGGAUGAGGCUGUCAUGGAGAAAAACACAGAAGCAAAUGAAACUCAAGAUACCAUGGACGAGGCUGUCAUGGAGGAAAGAACAGAAGCAAACGAAAUUCAACGAGAAACCAUGGAGGAGACUAUCAUGGAGAAAACCACAGAAGCACAUGAAGUUCAAGAUUCCAUGGACGAUGAGACUAAUACAGAAACAAAUGAAAUUCAAGAGACCGUGGACGAGGCUGUCUUGGAGACUAACACAGAAACAAAUGAAGUUCAAGAUACCAUGGACAAGUCUGUUCCGCUCUUGUUUAAUGACCCUACGAAUCAGACAACAGUUUCUCCUUGUCAUGAUGAUAACAACGAGGAAAUUCAACACGCCAAUGACUACUUUCCUACACCCAUAGAAGAAGAAAAUCAACAGUAUCUGGAGCAGAAAGACUCUUCUCUGACUCUACCGCCACACGAAGAGGUAAGCAGCGAAAUGAGCUUGGAGACAUCUCUUGAAGAUAAUGAGAGGAAGGAAGUGGAAGAAUUCGAAGCAGUAAUGGAGAUGCUUUGUAGGGCAGAAAACAAGUUACUGGAUGUGACACAGAGGCUUGAGAGAUUUAGAACACCGAAAGGCCGUAAAAAGUUAGGCAAGUCUUCUUCCUGUUUACAUGAAGAAGACUCAGUAGUGUAUGUUCCAACACCAGAGAUCAAGGACGGAAGAUAAAAAGAAACUUAGAGAUCUCUUGCCCAAGUUUUGGUUAUCGUUAGAUUCUUUGAGAACUUCAGACUAAGACUGUCUCAUGUAGCUGUUGUAUUAUUCAGUUUGUGUGUGUAAUUUAAACUAAUUUUAAAUAAUAUCCACAUCAGAUGUUUUGAA